AUGCCCACCAUAACACUCGCUUCUUUCCUCUCAAACUUCACCUUCGGCUUCGCACAUGGCCUCAUCGUUCCCUUUGCCCUCGCAGCAGGCCUAUCCUCACUGGGAAUACCCGCACACAUCAGCAUGGGAAUUGGCGGCUAUCUAGCUGCUCGCCCUUCUUCUACCUCUACCAGGUCUUCGUCACCACCAGCGGAGGAGGCGGAAGAUGGAGAGAAAGAGGAGGUAUCAAGCAGCGAUGGGCUGCUUCCUUCUCGUCGCCGGUGUCAAGACUCCGAGGAGAAGGCCGCUGAGGAGAUAAAGGAGAGUCCCAUUGUGGCAGGGUUGGCUGUGUCUUUUGGUUAUUUACUUGGGGGGAUACUGCUCCUGUUUCCGUACUUCUUUUUCGGUAUGGAGAAUAUACAUGUGGGAUUAGCGUGGAGCUUUGGGGUUUGUGUGGUCGCUUUGUUUCUCUUUGGCUUUGGGAAGGACUUUAUUCUGACAAGGAAUGACAAGGAUGUUGUUGAGGAAGACGUUGGCAAGAGAAGGGUUGAGAAGAGCUGUGUGGGAGGGUGUGCAAAUGGCUUUGCUGGGGAGUGUUGCUGCUGUGGCGGCGGUAUUGUAUGUCAAGGCUUUUGA
Messenger RNA from Podospora pseudocomata, 615 nucleotides. RefSeq lists its product as uncharacterized. The coding region runs from base 1 to 615 and encodes 204 amino acids. The record is from RefSeq and is a predicted model, not a curated record. The transcript is spliced from 2 exons. Gene Ontology annotation, biological process: intracellular manganese ion homeostasis. Lineage: Eukaryota; Fungi; Ascomycota; Sordariomycetes; Sordariales; Podosporaceae. Gene Ontology annotation, molecular function: manganese ion transmembrane transporter activity.